Messenger RNA from Anisakis simplex (herring worm), 1926 nucleotides. NCBI's taxonomy places the organism in Eukaryota, Metazoa, Nematoda, Chromadorea, Rhabditida, Anisakidae. The record is from the annotation of a GenBank genome assembly.
AUGACGAUAGUUGAUUGUGAUGACAAUGUUAAGAAAGAUUUUGACCGCUCAAGAAUUCUGGAUGACGAAAACGGGAGAGUCUUGAAGUUUACUGAAGAUCAGCUGCAAUUUCAAGCAUCUCACGCGAUCUGUGACAUCUCCAAUGAUAAUGGAACUGCAAUGGCGUUAAGCAGCUCCAACUCUGAGCGUUGCUCAACAGAUGAAUCAACGUGGUCCUCACAGCUGACACCGCCGGAUAAUAGCGAUACCCAAUAUGACGAUCAAGGGGUGAACGAAAUUCUUCAGCAAACAGCAAUCGCUCUACUUGCACUCGAUGACGAGAAGCCAAAACGUUGGACAAUGGAUGUGGCAAAAAUUUCUCAUGAUGAGAGUGGUAAUUUCAAUGAAGAUAAGCAUGCUUGCUGUUUACAAGCUCUUCCUCAAAAUACUAGUGGUCAUAACAUGAUGAAUGUUAACCCAAUAUCGGAUUCUGCUCGCUCAUUUGGAACACCACAUCAAACUGGAAUAACUCACUCAUCGAGCACUCUACCCUUUCCACCGACGGUAUUUGCUACUGAUGUGGCUUCAAUGCCACCCUCAGCACCUAUAUCAUCAUCGUCAUGCUCGACCAACAACACACCAAGAAAUUCAACUGAUGCAGCGGUGAUUUCCCAACAGAAACAGUCUUCGUCAAUCAAACGUGCUUCAUCUCGUCAACUCUCGUCGUCGUCGUCGUCGUCGUCAGCUUCUGGCCUAAAAUCACCAAAACCCGAUACCUAUAAAACGGUGAUGUGUCAAGCAUGGUUGGAGAACAACAAGUGUAACUUCGCUGAAAAUUGUCGUUUUGCUCAUGGCGAAGAAGAACUGCGUCCUUGCAAAACGCAAGUGAAGAAUGCAAAGUAUCGCACCAAACUGUGCGAGAAAUAUACUUUGGUUGGUUUAUGUCCUUACGGUAACCGAUGUCUAUUUGUUCAUCCAGAUUCUGAUGGUCAAAAUGCGUACAUUCGUCCUGACCGGCUGGAAAAAAUGGAACACGAACGUCAUUUGUUCUCAACGGCAUGGCAACAUCAAAACAGCAAUGCUCCCGAUUUUAAUGCUAACCACGCUAUCAGUCCGUUGACCUUCAAACCGUACACUCCUCCGAAUCAUCACCUUUCGGUUUCCCCUUUCCUCUCAUACCCACCGCCGUCAUUCAACCCUUUUCAAAACACACGUUUGGCUGCUUAUCCAAACCAAUCUCUCGGUGACCUUGCUUUCAAGAUAAGACGACCUCCACCACCAUCCUGGCCUUUAGAACCGGAGGUUUUCUUCGAUCAUUUCACGGGUGAUAGCGAUGGAUCGCCAGACGGAAGUUCAAGCCAGGAACGCCCGCAGUUAUUCGACAGAAUUUCGAAUACGUACGAUGCCAUAUUGCCAGUGGCUGAAGCUACGGGAAGUUUCAGCAGGUCACUGUUGUUGAGUCGAGCGAACAGUGCCACUUCCACAUUUUCGGCAGUAUCUCGUUCGUCGUCUUGCUCAAUAGGUACUUUCAACUCGUCGGAAUCGGAUGAUACCGCUGAGCAGCACUUGUUCACUUCACUAGGCGAUAUAAACAAUUUGCAUUAUCAACCAGAAAUGUUCCCUUUUAAGAGGACAGAAGAGACGAAAUCAGAGAGCAACAAUAGUGACGAUAAAGUGCUCGAGCUGGAAGCAUCACGAGAUUCUCGUAGUCAAACUCAAACCACCGGUUGGUUCAGCCAGAAAUCCCUCCUCACUGAAAACGAUGAUGAGGGCGUGCGAAAGGCUUCGCUAUCAACAACAACAACAACAACAAUGGCUGCGACGGCCCCAUUCAAACGAAUCGAUUCUCGCGUUGAAGGGCAAUCCGUCCAAGUCGUUGACGAUCCAUUUCGUUUAGCGAUACAGAACGACAAUUUAGCUCGUCAUCUUGCGGCUAGUAUCUUUUGA